UGAGUCGGUGAAAGUGAACAACACUGAAACAACAACAACUGAACAAGUGAAGUACCCACUUCAUCAAGUUGAAGCUUAGGUUCUGUGCUGUUCAUUCCCAACACGUCCCUUCUUCACUUCCAUAGCUACUGAGAAAUCACCAUCUCUUGGAUCACUCACAUUCACAUAGCUAUGAGAAAUCACCUUCUCUUCUGUGCUUUCCUAGCACUUGCUCUUACAUGCUCUCUUCAUUUUCAAGCUCAAGCUGCUCCUUCAGGAUCAUUGAUCAAGCAUCUGUCUUCAAUUGUCAAAUGGACAAGGUCUAACUCUAAGACCCCUCAGUCAGAUGGGAAUGUUCUUCAAUUUGAGGAUGGUUAUGCAGUUGAGACUAUUGCGCAAGGAAACGAUAUUGGGGUCGUUCCUUAUGGGAUCCGUGUCAACAAGGAGGACGGUGAACUCUUUGCGGUUGAUGCAAUGAAUAGCAACAUUGUUCGAAUCACCCCACCAAUUUCCCAGUAUAGUAGAGGAAGAUUAGUAGCAGGGUCUUUUCAGGGAUACACAGGCCAUGUGGAUGGAAAACCAAGUGAUGCUCGUUUUAAUCAUCCCAGAGGCAUAGCCCUGGAUGAUAAAGGGAAUGUUUAUGUUGCUGAUACUGAGAAUCUGGCCAUCAGAAAAAUUGGAGAUGCUGGUGUAACAACCAUUGCUGGAGGAAAGUCAAAUGUUGCAGGGUACAGGGAUGGGCCCAGUGAGGAUGCUAAGUUCUCGAAUGAUUUUGAUUUGGUAUAUGUUCGGCCAACCUGUUCCUUGUUGGUCAUUGAUAGAGGAAAUGCGGCUCUUCGGCAGAUCUUUCUCAACCAGGAGGACUGUGAUUACCAAUCUAGUUCAAUUUCCAUGAUAGAUAUCCUCACAGUUGUUGGUGCUGUCAUAGUAGGAUAUGCUGUAUGCAUGCUUCAGCAGGGUUCUGGUUCCUCUUUCUUCUCACAAACACAACCAUCAGAAAAAGAAUUCAAAGACCAAGCAAGCAGCGAGAAACCUAAGGAGAGUCAUAAAGAGGAGCCAGGAUGGCCAUCUUUCAGACAACUUGUUGCCGAUCUUUCUAAGCUCUCUAUUGAUGCAUUGAAUAGUUCGUUCUUUCAAUUCAUACCCGCACGUUUCAGAUCAGACGCCACCAAGAGAGGCCUCACGCCGCUGAAAGAUCGUCUUAGGAUGCCUGAAGAUGAAGUGGAGCCACCAUUGGUCAGCAGGCACAGGCAGAGUGCUCCAGCUCCUCUUACUGAAAAUAUGCAGGUCCAUACUCCAAGCACAACAGCUGAGAAAUAUUCAGAAAUGAAGCCCCCUAAGAUAAAAUCAAGCACUUCAAAGGAUCCUUCUUUGUCAAGCAAGCACCGUUCCUCAAAAAGACAAGAGUAUGCUGAAUUCUACGGAUUCGGUGAGAUUCCACCUCAGACUAAAUCUAAGACUCAGAAACAAAGGUCAAGACUUCGGCAACGAGAGAAGAGUGGGGAAGUUGGAUCCGAGCAAAAGCCAGUUGAGAUCAGGGGUGUUGAUUAUGGUAGUUCGAAGUUUGAGCAUUACAAUAUGAGGACUAAGUAUGUACCAGAGGAGUCCUUGCGUUUCAAUACUCGUUAGCAGGUUUUACAUGAUUUUUCAUGUUCACCAGUGUCCUGUUGUCCUUUUACAUUGAAUAUGUUCAUCUACAUUGGUUAGGAGUUAGUCUGUAACUGAAGCUGAAGCUACAUUCGAAGUAAGAUUCUGCGUUUAGCAUAGCAUGAUAUGGGGUGUAACUAAUUUCUGACCAAACACUCAGAACUUUUGAUGAAUUAGCAUCCCACAUACAAAGGUGCUCAUUUCAAAGA
This is a messenger RNA of Lotus japonicus, 1835 nucleotides long. RefSeq lists its product as uncharacterized. Gene Ontology annotation, molecular function: protein binding. The record is from RefSeq and is a predicted model, not a curated record. The transcript has 7 exons. The coding region runs from base 172 to 1608 and encodes 478 amino acids. NCBI's taxonomy places the organism in Eukaryota, Viridiplantae, Streptophyta, Magnoliopsida, Fabales, Fabaceae.